ACUACUUCCGUUCAAAAUGGCGAUGUUGGCUGAACCUCGACGUAAACAAAAAAUAUCGAUAAAUCCUCAAGGGACAAAUUGGAGUAAUGAUGACAGCAAAUUUGGCCAGAAAAUGUUGGAGAGAAUGGGUUGGUCUAAGGGCAAAGGCCUGGGAGCUAAAGAAAAUGGCCAAGUUGAACAUGUGAAAAUAAGCUUUAAAAAUGACCAGAAGGGAGUUGGGUCUAACAAGAACCAAGCAGACAACUGGAUAGCUCACCAGGAUGACUUCAACAGCUUGCUAGAGACACUGAAUGAGGGUCAUGGAGGAGGGGAGGUGGAUUCCCCUGUCGCUCACCAGGUGGCCAGUCUCGAGAAGAAGUCCCAGUCAUCGCGAAGCAGAGUACAUUACAGCAAGUUCACGAAGGGCAAAGAUCUGUCAUCAAGAUCACAUGAAGAUCUCAAAUGUAUAUUUGGUAAACGUGCAGCCAAACCUACCUCUGGAAAGAACUCUCCAGCACUUGAAUCAAGUGAAUCCUCAGGGUCUGAAGAAUCGAAGGCUGACAUGUCACAUGGGUUCAAUACCAUAAACAGCACCUCUACAAUGCAAGAAUAUUUUGCCAAAAAGAUGGCUGCCAUGAAGGGUCAGACGUCAUCACCAUCAAGGGAAGAUAAAUGUGGACUAGAAUCAGAUACUAUAGAACAGCCAGCAGAGUCAGCAGCUGACUCUCACUGUCGGAAGAAAAAUAAGAAGUCCAAACGAAAAACUAAGGACUUAGAUAUAGAAGAAACUGAGAAUAAUAAUUCAGAUAUGCAUAUAGAACAUAGUAAUUUAGGCAGUUGUGAUGUUGAGCCUAAGAAAAAGAAAAGCAAAAAGUGUAGAAGGAAGCACUCCGAGACAGCCGACUCACCUGGUGAUGACAAGACAGUAGGUGAGGAG
Molecule: messenger RNA, 916 nt
Organism: Haliotis rubra (blacklip abalone)
Lineage: Eukaryota; Metazoa; Mollusca; Gastropoda; Lepetellida; Haliotidae
Product: PIN2/TERF1-interacting telomerase inhibitor 1-like
Exons: 5
Biological process (GO): regulation of ribosome biogenesis
Cellular component (GO): nucleolus
Molecular function (GO): nucleic acid binding; telomerase inhibitor activity
Source: RefSeq, a predicted model, not a curated record